AGAGAGAGGGAGGGUUAGGGUUAGAGAGAGUCUAGAGGGGGAGUCAAAGAGAGGCAGCAGCAGAGACAGAUCAUCGACCGGCCUGGUCCCGGGUGAAAAGUGAAACCGAUCGUCUCAGUCGGAUGUCCUCUGUACAUGGCUGUUGAUUUGGACUUCAGGACUGUGAAGUCACACCAUCAUGGACGGAGUAUUUCAAAGUCCUCACACACACAACCAGUCCAACAUGUUCAUCUCCGUCUUCAACUCCAGCUGUCGAUUCGACGAGGAGUUUAAGUACAUCCUGCUCCCCGUGUCUUACAGCCUGGUGUUUGUGGUCGGCUUUGUCCUCAACGCCACAGCUCUGUGGUUGUUCCUCAAAAUGCGUCCGUGGAACACCAGCACGGUGUUCAUGUUCCACCUGGCCCUGUCUGACUUCCUGUAUGUCCUCUCCUUGCCCACACUUAUCUAUUACUAUGCUAACCGCAGCCACUGGCCAUUUGGAGUGGCUGCCUGCAAAUUAGUGCGCUUCCUCUUCUACGCCAACCUGUACUGCAGCAUUCUCUUCCUCACCUGCAUCAGUGUGCACCGGUACUUGGGCAUCUGCCACCCCAUCAAGGCGCUGACUCUAGUGAAGUCCCGUCAUGCCCACCUGGUGAGUGCCAUGGUGUGGUGUGUGGUCACUAUCUGCUUGGUGCCAAAACUUAUUUUUGUCACCACCUCCAGGAGGGACAAUGACACUCUGUGCCACGAUACAACCAGCCAGGGGAACUUUGAUGAAUAUGUGGACUACAGCUCUGUGCUCAUGGUGCUCUUCUUUGGCAUUCCCUUCAUGGUCAUAGUGGUGUGUUACUGUCUGAUGGCGCGGACCCUGUGCCGGCCCACGCGUGGGUUAUCUGCCGUGCAGCAGAACAGCGCCUCACGUCAGAAAUCCAUCAAACUCAUCAUUGUGGUGUUGGUGGUGUUCGCCGUGAGCUUCGUCCCCUUUCACGUCACAAGGACUCUUUACUACACCUCACGGGUGUUAAACCUCAACUGUAAAUUUCUCAACAUAGUCAACUUUACUUACAAGAUCACCAGGCCUCUGGCCACCGUCAACAGCUGCAUCGACCCGAUUCUGUAUUUCCUGGCCGGGGAUCACUACCGCUCCAAAAUGAUGUCUGUGCUGGCAGGAAAAAGACAGAUGACCAGCAGCCACACACCGGAGCAGCCACAGAGACAGCUGACCAGUAACGAUGGCAUCGCUCUAGUCUACUGUAACACUGCCCUUAAAGACAGGCCAGAGGUCAAGAGAUAGUAGAAACUUGGUUGCAGAAAUGUUUCUGUUUCAAACAAGGGGACAUUUUGAAGCAACUGUUUGCAGUGUCUGCAGUGCCUUGUACUUACAGCUGGGCUUUUACUUCAUGUUUUGUACAAAAUAGUUUUUAUUUCAUUUCACAAAUGUCAGUUUUGUCUGAGUGGAGUAUAUUUUAAUCAAAGAAGCAGAAUUGUAGGCAGCAAUGACUGAUUUCUUUUUUGGGCUUAUAUGAUAAUACUUAGCCUGGCAUUUACUGUAUGUGAAAGUACUUCAGAAUAUUUACCUAAAUGGACUUGCCGGAAUUUUUUUUGACAUAAUUUGAAUCUGCCAUUUCUCUUGUUUUGUUUUGUGUUGACUUUAAUGUCCGUCAGGACUUAGACACUUUAAGGGAUUUAUUAUCCUUCACCACAGAGGACAGCUACAAAAAAAUAUUUUUUACAUUUUACAACACUAAGCUCAGUCUGUACCAAGCAGUAUUUGUGCUGCUGUAUUCUGGUACUUUAUGUUGAAACUAUAAAUUAAAGGUAUUUUAUAUUGUGUAUUUAUUUGCAGCAAUGCUGCUUUCAACUGGUAUUUUCUUUUGUUUUCAUUUGCAAGUGGUCUGGAUGUUGCGUUUAAAAAAAGGUUUGCAUUAAAAUAUACCCCAGUACAUUGACUUUAUACAAUUCUAGAGAUUGGAUCUCCUCUUUAACCUCACCUAAGUAUGGACAGAGAGACUCAUUGUUGUAUGUCUCUUGUUUCAGAGAGUGGAAGACUAGUAAUCCAUUUUACUAAUACACAUUUUUUUAUAUAUAUAAUUUUUUAGGUCAAAAAUGUGUCAUUACCUUGUCUGUCAAAUUUUCAAAACUACAUGAAUUUUUGGUUCACUGGUUCAUUUUUAAAUUAAAAACAACAUUGUAUAAGUGUACUCAACUUGUGGACUGGGGUAUUUUAACUGUGUCUAGCACCUCCCAGAGGCAAUGGUAGGAGCUACAUGCCCUGUGUUUACGAACUUAAUUGUUCCAUCACAAACAAUUAAGCUGAAACGUUACAAUAGCAUUAAAGCACCUUUUAUGGCAUUGCAGCUUAUUCUUAAUAUGAAAUAUAGUUCUAAUUAAGCUGUAGAUACAUUCAGGAAGUUAUGGUUUAUAUGUUUUAGGCAUUCCUUCCUGUUUUAUCAACAAUACCCUCCUGUUACCCAGAAACCGUAAUUAAACCCCCCCCAGCUGUUUGUGUCCUUCAACUUUUCCAGCUGCCUUUUGCUCAACUAUGAAGAAAAGCAGGGUGAGGCAGACUGAUCUGGAGAAUACAUCACUACACACCACCCACGCUUCAUCAGACCGAUAAGGGAUUUUCUUUUUUCCCUUUUGAGUAGAUACAUGGAAUGUAAAGACCUUCAACUCCACAGUAGUUUUGAAGAAGCUGAAGUGAAAGAGAGCGUGACUACGUGUUUACUUUUUCUAGACAUCGUGAAAUUUGCUCAUGUAGCAUGAUCUGAAUGUCCUGAAGUAAGGAUACCUUUCAGAAGUGUAAAUAUUUAAAAGUAGAACUAUUCAAUUUGUUUGUUUAAUAUAAUUAAAUCUAAGAGAAUGUACAAAUGAUUUAAUAGAAAAAACUAAAUACAAAAUAAAUACAUUUACAUCCUG
This is a messenger RNA of Cynoglossus semilaevis (tongue sole), 2898 nucleotides long. RefSeq names its product P2Y purinoceptor 4. Gene Ontology annotation, cellular component: plasma membrane. The coding region runs from base 179 to 1273 and encodes 364 amino acids. Gene Ontology annotation, molecular function: G protein-coupled purinergic nucleotide receptor activity; G protein-coupled UTP receptor activity. The record is from RefSeq and is a predicted model, not a curated record. Lineage: Eukaryota; Metazoa; Chordata; Actinopteri; Pleuronectiformes; Cynoglossidae. The transcript has 2 exons. Gene Ontology annotation, biological process: transepithelial chloride transport; G protein-coupled receptor signaling pathway.